Molecule: messenger RNA, 6812 nt
Organism: Acanthochromis polyacanthus (spiny chromis)
Lineage: Eukaryota; Metazoa; Chordata; Actinopteri; Pomacentridae
Gene: rasef
Product: RAS and EF-hand domain containing
Exons: 31
Coding region: 3779-6259 (826 amino acids)
Biological process (GO): SCF-dependent proteasomal ubiquitin-dependent protein catabolic process
Cellular component (GO): SCF ubiquitin ligase complex
Molecular function (GO): protein binding; calcium ion binding; GTPase activity
Source: RefSeq, a predicted model, not a curated record
GUACUACAGAUUGUGUUGCCAUCUCUAUGGUGAUGUUUGUGUGAGAGCAACACAAGAUUUCUGGGAUACAAGGAGUGUUCAGAUUUUACUGUCAGGACUGGAGCCACAAAUAGUUCUAUUUGGCCAAUGCUUUCACCUGUGGAUGCUGCUAUUCCUUCUCUAACUAGAACUGAGAUUAACAGAAGUCAGGAAAUCUUCUGGGCCUGUUGCAAAACAAAACUAGACAUAAUCCAAGCAGGAGGAGUCAUCUGAGGACUGUCAAAGGUCCCCAGAAGAGAAAUGAAGCUCGAGGUCUGUGGAAGAACCAUGGAAAUUCAAACAUGUCCUUGUCUGGAGGAACACUGCAAAGCUGUCAAGGAACAACUAAGUACACAAAGACACUGAACUCCUCGAAACACACCAGUCCAAAUGGCAGAGGAAAACACAUGGACGCACACACAAUUCUGCAACCUACAGAGACACACACACUUCAUCAUCAUGAUGACCCACUACCAAGAUCACCAACUGAGGGCGUGACAGUGCAUGCCAGCUUGAACAAUGACAGAUGUCAGUACAGUCCAGCAGGUGUCCCUGUAAGUGACUGCUGGCUGUGCUUACCUGAUGAAGUGUGGCUGUCCAUCCUGUGUCUGCUGCCUCAUGGGGAUCUGUGCAGACUGAUGCAGGUUUGCCGCCGCCUGCACACGUUGGCUUCUGAUCGCAUGCUUUGGAAAGAUCUCAGGAUUGAAAACUCGUCUUUAACUGACCACUGGUUGCUGAAUGUGGGCAGACGUCAUCCCCACAGUCUGUGUCUGUACAGCUGCAGUGGUCUGUCCGUCUCCACCUGUGGGCUGGAGAGGUUUUUCUCUCUGUGCAGGAAUUCUCUGGAGGAACUCAAGGUCACAAGUUGUGUUGGUCCUGGUCUCCAUGGUGACCAGAUGCUGUCUCUGAUUGGUCAGCUGUGUGCUUAUGUGACCAGUGUGGACGUAAGCUGGAGUGGAGCGACAGACAGAGGAGUGGAAACUCUGAGUGUCUGUGGAACAGGGUUAAAGCUGAGCUCUGUUGUCCUGAAUGGCUGCCAUGUCACUGAUGUCCCUCUUAAAAAAGUUGUCAUGAGACACAAAGAGAGCCUGUGCAGGUUGGAGGUGUUUGGUUGUCAGUUCCUCACUCCAGCUUGUCUGCAAGCAAUAUUUGAGAUGUGCCCUGGCCUUCAGCAUCUAAACAUCGGACGGGUGCCAAAAGUCAAUGUGCACAGUCUCACAGUGAUGGCAUCGCAACUCAAAUGUCUCAUUUCACUGAAUCUCACCGGACUGCAGGUGGUCAAUGAUGCCACAGUGGAUACUUUACUCCAGAACUGUGUCAAACUUCAGAAUCUCACCUUUAGCUCCUGUCCUGAAGUUACUGACCUGACGCUGCAUAACAUCUGCAAAUACCUACCUUCUAUCAGAUCCCUCAAUAUGAGUGGCUGUCCAGCAGUAACAGAUGCAGGCGUUCAGUCUUUGGCUCUGGGCUGCAGGAGACUUCAACAGCUGGAUCUCAGCUCCACUGGAACAGGAAACAGAGGGGUUUCUCUGUUGUCAAGUUACUGCAGUGGCCAGCUUCAAAUUGUCAAACUCAAUUUCUGCCACAUCACCUCAGAGAAAAUACUGAAGCUUUGCAGACACUGCCAGAGAUUGAAGCUGCUGCAUCUCUAUGGCUGUGCCAGUGUCCCCACUGAAGAGGAGAUCAGAGAAGUUAACAGUACUGUUAGAGUUUAUCCUUUGCCCUGACUCAGGCACUAAUGUACAUACACAACUGAAAAGAUAAACACAACAUAUCAAAGAGCCUAAUGUAACAGAUAAUGGACACAAAUCAAAAAAAAACCUUAGCAUUCCAAUAGGGUCUUCGCACCGUUGGUGCUCAGAUCCUAAUAAUAAAGCAUUUUAUAUUUAUUUCCACUGUGACAUUACAAUAAUGGACUAAAUUAGUUUUUCUGUGGUCUGGAAAGACGAUUUCUUACAGAGGUUAUUAGAAAAGCCUUUAAAGUAGUCUAUAUGUGCCUGACUGUGUGUGUUUAGAUAUGGAUUUCAGAUGUGUUAUAAAUUCAUAUCCUGACGUUUAGGGCAUUGAAUAUUUUUUAUCUGUAUAAUGGAGCUGUGUUGGAGGCUUUGAAAGGGCUUUUUGUGUUUUUUAGUUUAGAUGGAGUUCGCUACCUUUUAAUGUUUGCUUUGGGUCAUUAAUAGCCUCUAAGUUAUAAUAAAACUCCACACUCUCUCAUCAGAUCAAGCAGAAAAGAUGUACUUACUGUUAAACUAUGCUGGUUUGUUUGUUUAGCGAGUUAGAGGCAUCUCACUGCUACAUUUAAGAUACAUGCAAGCAUCACUUACAGUGUCUUCCUAUACAUGUGCCACUGAAGAUUAGAUGGGAAUAAUGAACAUUUUGUUGACAUUCAAAGACAUUUGUAGAUUGCAUCUGUAGUAAAUGGCAAACUGUCAAACAAAAGCACAUUAGGAAACAUGUCAGUUGUAUGUUAAUGGUAUUUCAGUGAGGUUUUCUUUAUUGUUUCAAGGUAAAACAAAGUUGUUUUAUCUACUCGCUCCAUCUGCAGCAUUUUGGACACAGUCAUUUUCCUGUUUUUGGUUUGUUUAGAAGUAGUCUUCAACUCUGAUACCAGCCACUGUAGCUGCAUAACUGCAUUUAUCAUGCCAUCUGUGAUAGACAAAUAGUGAAAUCUUUUCACUCAGUUCUGCCUUUAACUGGACACCUUUGCAAAUGAGCCACAAUUGGGUGAUGUGCUGUUUUUUCUUUGUAACAUUUAAAAGCAGAACAGCUUGAUUCUAUACUGACAGUAAUCAAACAUGGUUGAACUGUGUCAACCCCAUAUACAGGAAGGUACAGUAGUCUGACUGCAGACUUGUAAAUGCAUAGAUCACUGUUUGUAGGUUCUUGUGAGAUAAAAUCAGUUUCAGUUUGGUGAUGGUUCUGAGCUGACAAAAGCUGCCUCUCACAAUGCUGCUGCUACAAGUUUGUUAGGUUGAAGGAUGAGUCCAGGAAGAUGCCAACUUUUGUUUGCACAUUUUCAAAGAGGCCAAGAGAGCUAAAAAAAAUAGCUUGUCAGUAGACCAGUGUGGUCAGGUGUAACUGGAGGGUAAAACUGUGUGUUGUCGGUAUAUCAGUGAUAAAAACAGUGAUAUCCUAUAUAGUUUUUAACAUGUAGCCCAGGGGCAACAUAUGCAGAUAAAGAGUGGCCCUGAGAUUGAACCCUGAGGGAUGCCAGGAGAAGAUAAACAGUUGGGUAUUCUGACCGACACCGUUCUGUCUUUCAGAUAGGAGGUAAGUAAUUUUAACACAGUACUUUGAGACCAGUUUCACAUAACAGACGAUUUAAUAGAUAAUUAUUAACAGUAUCAAAUGCUGCUCUGAGAUCAAGUGGAACUAAAUGGCAUGAGAACUUGAAUCAACUGGCAAGAGGAUGCCAUUGUAAACCUUCAACAGAGCCAACUCUGUAUUAUGGAGAGCUUUACUGGUGCCAAACUGUCAGGAGGGGUCUGCAUGUAAGAAAGCCAAGAGGCAAGGGAGGAGUAAGAAUAUAAAAGUGAGGUAUCAGAGGGAAUGAAUCAAAUCCUACAGCUGUAGUCUAACUCCUUUCAACAAUAGUAUUUUUUCAGGCAUGUAGCAGAAUUUUUUAGGUUACUUGCUGGCUUCCAACCAUCUCAAAGGGAAUGUAAUGGUAAAUUUAUUUAAAUAGCUCAACCCUCUUCCUGUCCUUCUUUUUCUCGAAAGCCACAUUAUUGAAAAAAAGAAAAAAAUAGAGAAAAAAAGUAUGGCAUCUGAAAGGACCACGAGCCAGGAAGAACAAAACCAUCUGAGUUUGCUCUUUCACGCCUAUGAUGUGGAUAAUUCAGGGCGCAUUGAAAAAAAUGAAUUUUCUAUUAUCUGCAAAGAACUCAAUGUGUCCUCCCAAGAAGCAGAGUGCAUUUUCAACCGCCUGGACGUCGACAAAGACGGGACAGUGACCUUAGAGGAGUUCAUCAGCAGCUUUCAAGAACAACACCAGGAAGAACACGAUGACGCCGGAGAAAACAAGAGCUCCUCAACUGUGGAAGGAUUUUCAAUCAGCGAAGGACAUGUCGCAUCCAGCAGGCAGCCACAUCCCCACAUCCAGGGAAUGAGCGCAGAGGAGCAGGAGCGGCUGCGCGCCCUCUUUCACACCUACGACGUGGACAACUCCGGGCGGAUCGAGAAGAACGAGUUUCUCACCAUCUGUACGGAGCUGCAGGUGUCCGCGGCCGAGGCGGACCGGAUUUUCAGCCGGCUGGACAUCGACGACGACGGAACCGUCACCCUCCAGGAGUUCAUCACCGGGUUCCACGACCGCUACGGAGACUUCAUGGAGUCAGACGGAGGAGACGUGUCCGCCGGCUGGGAGAACUUCGAGAGGAGGCUGGGAGAGCAGGCAAAGUUCAUCCCCAGGGAUGAACAGGCAGCAACACUGUACCAGAACAUCAGCCUGACUGAGCCCAGACUGAUUCCUCACUUUGAGAAAGUCAUCCUUAACUUCACCAAAGAAAUCAAACAGCAGAACUCAGAGAUGGAGAACCUGGCGCUCGCAAUUAAACGAGCUCAGGACCAAGCAGCAAUGCAGCUCAGCGAGAUGGAGGAGGAGAUGGACCAACGUAUUCAUGCUGCAGAAAGAAGAACUCGAGAGCAGGAGAAAAAGCAAGCAGAGGCCGCGCUAAAUGAAUUAAGAAGAGGUUAUGAAACUGAAGUGUGUGAGCUGCAGUGUAAGGUCCAGAGGAUGCAGAUGAUUGAAGAGAAGUACAAGAACAUCGCUGUGAAAGAUGAGAGUUCAGCUCUGAAGAAGAGGAUCAGUGAGCUAACACUGGAAAACCAGAAGAUAAAACAGGAGCUGCUGAAGUCUCAGACCAAAGUUGCCUGUUUGCAGAGUGAGAUGGACUCGUUGAAAACAGAGUUAACAGACCAAAGCAUCAACUCUGAACGAGAUGAGGAGCUCAUGCAACACUUCUCUGAUGAGCGAGACAUCCUGGAGAGUCAGAUCGAGAUUCUGCAGACAGCUAACAGGAAGCUUCAUGACAGUAACGAUGGUCUGAGAGCUGCUCUGGAGAGGAUCGCAAAGUCUGGUAGCGGUGGGUCACCAGAGGUUAAGAACAGAAACAGAAGUAAAAGCAUCGGCUACACAUCACCAUUCGUCCUAAUGGACAGGGUCUGCCGGCGUGCAGACGAUUUUCCUCUGUACACCCACCGGCCCAGCUGCGACACUCUGGCCUUGGCCAUGUGUGACCCCGGCCUGAGGCGCCGACACAGCAGCGAGUGCGAGGAGGACAGUCUGCCGGAGAUCUACGUGGACAGCGGCAUGUCGACGCUCAGAGGCUCGCACGGAGGCUACGACUCAGAGCAUGACGUCAAAGGUCAAGAAGAAGAGGAAGAAGAAGAGAGGCAGGAGAAGAAGAAGGAAGGGGAGGAUUACAACAAUGACAGCAUGAUGGGAGAAAACUCUGACACUGAUCCAGCAGAGACUCAGGACGGCGAAUACUCAUUCGGGUCAGACAGCAGCUCAGUUCUGGACUGGAAGCCAUCAGAAUCAAUCAGCAUCCCAACACCUGAUGCACCAACAAUGAGGAAAGCCCUCAGUGCCAUCAGUGUUCAGAAGGAGGAGAAGGAGAGUGCUGAUCUGGGUUACAUGACAUCAGAGAAGGCCUACAGGAUCGUGUUAGCUGGAGAUGCUGCUGUGGGAAAAUCCAGCUUCCUGCUCCGCCUCUGCAAGAAUGAGUUCAAACUGAACUCCAGCGCCACUCUGGGAGUGGAUUUCCAGAUGAAGACACUGAUCGUGGAUGGAGAGCCUGUUUUACUACAACUGUGGGACACUGCAGGACAGGAGAGGUUUCGGAGUAUCGCAAAGUCGUAUUUCCGCCGGGCAGACGGCGUGUUGCUGCUGUACGACGUCACCUGUGAGAAGAGCUUCCUGAAUGUCAGAGACUGGGUGGACGUGAUUGAGGAUGUAUCCCGUGAAAAUAUUCCCAUCAUGCUUGUGGGUAAUAAGUGUGAUCUCAGACAAGAUCCAGUGAACUGUGUUCCUUUCAGCUAUGGCGAAAAACUGGCCAUGACAUACAACACUCUCUUCUGUGAAACUAGUGCUAAAGAUGGCUCCAACAUCCUGGAGGCUGUGCUGCACCUGGCCAGGCAGGUAACAAAGUAUGCCACCUUUGAGGAAAAAAGUCGCUAUCAGUCGAUGCCCAAAUUAGACGCUCCAAGGAAAAAACCAAACUUCUCUUGCUGCACCUGAUUGAACUCGUCAGCGCUGGACCUCCACUUGUAAUUGUAUGUGAACUCAUAACAAGUGGAACAAGGAAAUGAAAAAAAAGCAUAAACCUGACAAAACAACAACAGGAACAAUCAUCAUCAUGAACAGCCAGAAGAAUUUUACAUGUGGAUGGUCCGUACAGACCUGUUGCUUUGUGAAAGUUACAUUCACUUUCUAUUAUGCUAUUACACAUAUUUCACAGAUGUUUCCCAGAACACACAGUUUCCUACACUGGUGCUGCCAUGUUGUGAAGAUGCAAGAAAAGUAUGAAAAGAGAACAACACCUGGGAAAGUGUAAAAUUCAUGAGAAGAAAGUGAAGCAAAGUAUAUGAAUGUGAUAGAAAAGUGAUAUUUUCAUGUGAUGAGAAAAGUAAUUGCAGAUGACAGAGGACAGAAAGUUAGUUUAGUAGAUGGUUCAUAUGUGAAAAUAACACAAAUAACAAUAGACUCAUACCUGGUCAUAUUAUUAUAAACUCAUCUCAUGACUUUAGUUAUCUUUAGUUUAUGUUCUGGAAUAAAAAGUUUAUUCAGCAUG